CAGUUCAUUUGAAGUCUUUCCCUUGAUAAUAUCCAAAACUCCUGAACGAAAUGAAUGUGCCCAAUCCAAACACAACAGCAGCUGCGGAAUCCCUAAGUUCGGACUUCUUUUACGGCUGGGAUUUGCUAUUUAAAACUGUGGAGAGCCGGAUUGGCAAGAAGGCGGAUGUUUUAAUGGUCCUCGCCCAUUUUCUGCUGACCAAACAUUGUAAUUUUCGUUGCGUGGGCAUCGGGGAUGAUAAGAGCCUGGCGGUGGAUGAGGUUGGAAGCGAACUGCUGCCGGAUCAGUGGAAUGGGGAUAGUUCCAAGUAUUCGCUGAGAUAUGUGCACAAUAAGGUGCUCUAUUUGCUGCUGGCCCAUAUAACUGAGGAUGCAUUGAUUGUCAAUUUGUUGGAUGUGAACACCAAGAAUGUUUCCAAUCUGUGCGUUACCCCGGACUCCCUUGUGGAAGAUCUGAGGGGUAAUCUUGCGAAAACCAUGCCAACGGCUGGUGCCAUUGUUGAACGCUUCCGCCGAGAGCUGUGCGAUCCGGUAUUUGAGGCAAAUGCCCGGGAAAUUACCGUACCGCAACGGACCAGCCAGACGCCCGCGCAGACCAUAAAUCCUCUUGCCGAUGAGUCCCGACGUCUGCCAGCAUAUACGCCGCACAAUUUCGAACCAAAUCCAUACAACUUGCCCGAUGUUGGACGCAGCGAUCUGGAUCCACUCGCCGGCGGUAUCGGUAAUCUGUUCCCUUUUCCACGCAAUCCAGGCCCUCCUCGUCCAAACAUACCCGGCCAGGGUGCCCCAAAUCCCGAUCAUGCACAGCCGCCAGACUGGAAUCCCGAUCAUUAUAUGUGACAGCGGGCCAGAGCACAGCCGGGACAAUCUUUUGGGAAUCACUUCCAAAAUCAAUAGUUUAAUUGGAUAAUAUCACAUAAUAAAAAUUAAUUACUU
This is a messenger RNA of Drosophila novamexicana, 935 nucleotides long. Its product is annotated as proteasome inhibitor PI31 subunit-like. Bases 51 to 839 code for a protein of 262 amino acids. Gene Ontology annotation, molecular function: proteasome binding; endopeptidase inhibitor activity. The record is from RefSeq and is a predicted model, not a curated record. Gene Ontology annotation, biological process: proteasome-mediated ubiquitin-dependent protein catabolic process. The transcript has a single exon. NCBI's taxonomy places the organism in Eukaryota, Metazoa, Arthropoda, Insecta, Diptera, Drosophilidae.